This is a messenger RNA of Hypomesus transpacificus, 4120 nucleotides long. RefSeq names its product proline rich membrane anchor 1 (gene prima1). The record is from RefSeq and is a predicted model, not a curated record. The transcript is spliced from 4 exons. The coding region runs from base 851 to 1321 and encodes 156 amino acids. Lineage: Eukaryota; Metazoa; Chordata; Actinopteri; Osmeriformes; Osmeridae.
UCUCCAAGUCUCUCUCACAAACCUUGAAGUAUUCUUCACUGAGGUAGCUCAGUGUGUGUGUGUGUGUGUGUGGUGGUGGACCUACCCAAGCAAUUUGCAGAUGUCCAUCAUAUCAGACAAACUGGACAGUGAUACCCGCGCCACGACUGCUCGAUCGUCUACAGUUCCUUCUCGGACAUGUUAUUACGCACUUUGCCUGGGGUCAGCGUGUAUGCAUUUAAUUGCAAUUCGUUUUUAACAGAAUGACAAUUUUUUUUCAACAUCGCAUUUACGCACGGGACUUCCUCACGCGUUUUCAACCAUGUGUCUGAAGAUGAGGCAGUGUCAGAACACAGACUUCCAAUAAUGUCUACAUCCCUAAAAAACUAAGACAUUAAUCUGAAGAGCAGCGUCAAUUUAUACUGUAAUGAAAUCUUCAUUGAAAUGCAGAUUUGAGAUACGUGGUGUGCGUUAAUGGUCAGGACCUCCAACUUUUGUCGCGCAUUCACUGCUGCUAGCCAAGGGAUGACUCUAAACAAGCGACACUCACCUAAAUUAGACAAACCACUGAAACCGAAGAACUUUGGACUUGAACAGAUUUAGAUCCCGACUGGCGGUCUCAACUUUAAAGUAUUAUAAUGAACCAGGGCGUACGUAUGCUGAGGGAAUGUUGUUUCAAGCUCUCUCAUGCCACUACUACCCAUUUUGAAAACUGGACAACAAUGUACCAGAUUUCCUUUUCGGAAACGCCCGACAGAGACUUUGCGGUCAAACCUGGAAGAUUGGAUUAAGUUUUUUAUUUAAACAAACCACGAUCGUGCGUCCCACACUUGUUUUCGUGACACGAGGGCUGUGAGAAGAACAAGGAGUAAUGCUGGUCCGAAGGAUAUUGCCGCUUACUUUGGGGUUUUCGCCUUUUAUGUUGGGACACUGCUUUAUAACAUCAUUUUUACUUUUAUUUCAGUUCACUCAGGGAGAGCUCCAAAAGUCAUGCGCGCGGGCCGUCACGGAGAGGGUGGGCGAGAGCUGCCAGCUGGCGUGCCAGUGUAGACCGUACCCUCCCCUGCCGCCGCCGCCCCCGCCUCCACUUCCUCCCAGACUGCUGGUCGUCACUGUGGCCCCCUCCACGGUGCUGCCCGUGAAGCCUUGGUGGAAGGAGAUUGUGGUGUUGGGAACGGUGGGCUGUGCCUCUUUUGCCUUCCUCCUGCUGACGGUCAUUAUCUGCUACAAGGCCAUUAAAAGAAAACCCCUGAGGAAGGAGGAAAAUGGUACGAGCCGAGGGGAGUACGCCAUGAGCUCACGCACCUUGAAGACGGUGGACACCAACAACACAGGGGUGUAGUGAAUGUCCAGGAAUGAUCGCAUCAACUCAACCCACUAGAAAUGAUAAGCGACCUAUGUUGAGGUUGAGAAUAUCGGGCGAACGGUCGAAGAGAGAUUAUGAACUUGCACGACACCAGCAAGUCAUGGGUCAGCCAUGUUGGGAAUUUUGAUAGAAUGGGCUGGGGGAAAGCAUGGGAUUGAUAUACAUUAUGUGUUUAGCCGAGGUUUGCAGCACCCAACGACACACAAAUAGGGCUUGGAACCCAUCACCAGAAGGCUCAUCUAGUGGGACUUUGGUGGGUACUGUGACAGCUUCCAGAAGACAGAUAAUAUGUCUGGCUAUACCUAACCCUGAAGACCCCUCAGUGGACAGCAGCAAGACAUAAGAUGCCGGUGAUUAAAAACACGCAUGCACUUUCUGUUGAAUGCAAAGACUUUUUCCAUUUUGUCUUUAUUAGCACUUCUCAAUUUCCAAUCCUACCCAUGACCCUCUGAACAAUGAGAAGCGACAGUGAACAAGGUGGACAGGACAGUAAAAGGAAUAAAUCCACUCCCUUUGAUCGAGUAUGUCUUUGAUGGAAAUGGCGACGGAAGGAUAACCAUAGUCUUUAAACCAAAUAAGAUUAAUGAAGUUCCAAAAUCAUUUGAAAUCGUUCUCCUGAUGGGUUUUGACAUUCGUUUGCUCUCUGACUAUGCAAUUUGAAAGGAAAAGAGAUAUCCCAAGAUGUGUCCCAUAUGAAUAUUGGUAAUGAGCAUGCCCUUCUGUACAUCUACGAAGGUUGUUGUUUUGUGCUUUCCAAUGCAGGUCAAUGUUUCAGUUGCCAGUGUUUGUACUGUAUGACGCUUUAUGACAUGACUUCCUGAGAGUUCAUAAGAGCUCCUUAAAUCUAGUCUAUCUACCAUCCAGCCCACAAAACUCAGUUAACAGCAUUUACUUGACCGUGAACCUCCCCCCAGGGGUUACAUUAAAUAAGCAACUGAAAUGCACGACUGAUGUCUAAUGUACUGUACAUUGAAACCCAUCAAGUAAAACACAUGAAUUCAUCAUUAUGUGCCCAUUACUUGCCAGGAUCCCUCUAGUAAAUGAUUACCACAUUCGUCUAAAUUCAAUUUCUUCAGACGUUUUCUUCCUUUGUCAAAUGCACGGAGGGCGUCAGGAUGUUGGCCUCGUCAUUGGCCGACAGUAUCUACUCCUGAGUGAGCAGGCAACCAAUGUGUUCUUAGAAUUGGACACAUUGAAUUUAUUUUCUCAUGUAUAAGAACUUAAAAGAUAUCCCAAGAAAUAGCCACAUUGCCUAAGUUCAAAUAUUGUAAUGUAAUGCGGGCUACUGUGUCAUUUUGCAUAACCUAUAAAGGCUUAAUAAAGGCUUCGUAUAGUAAACCCACUAUAAGUAGAAAAAUAGAUGUUUUCCAAAUAAUUAAUAUUUAUUAAGAUUAGGGUUAGGUUGCAUCAGACUAUAGGAAAUGCGAUUCAACAAGAGGUUUGUGUUUGGCAGUUUUCCUCCCAUUUAUGCUAUUUUUAUUAGCCUAUGAAAGAUUCAUUCGGUAUCAUAGGAGGGGGUUUACCUCAUGGGGUCAGAGGUCCUCCCCCUCCUCUACGUCGUUCUGGACAAGAGCGUCUGCCAAAUGUACACAUUGUCAUUAAGGGUGUGAGCUGAUGAAUUGAUCAAAUUGGGACCAAUUCCAAUAACAUCUCUGGCAAUCCAGCACCCUUCACUUGUGUUAGCUCACGAAACCCAACAUUGGGCAUCACAAUUAGCUAUAUUAAUUUCAAUACUUCUAUAUAGGUUCUGAUGGUUGGAAAUAUUGGUAUCAAACGCAUCUAAUUCAGUGAAUCUACUAUUGUGACGGCCAACUAAUACAGUCGGUCAGGUUUUAUGUAGAUACUGUUGUGGGACUUUGGGUCUAAAUCCUAUUAAAACCUUUUAGUUUUACAAUUUUUUUUAUAGAACUUGAGGGAGUAGUCUAUAAGACAUCCUUAUGAUAUGGAACUCCCCAUUUCAACAAUGAAUUGGGUCGUUUAUCAGUGCAGCCCUGUACAAUGAUUGAUAAAUCAAUCUCAAUAUCAUUAUUUGGGGUAUAGUGCUAUGGCACUUGAUUUGAUAAACACUCCAAGUCAAUUACUUAAGUCAGAUACAAAUGUGGUACUUCAGUAGUCUAAGCUUAAUAUCCUCAGUGGUUGGAUACAAAAAAAAAAUACUGAUUCAUGAUGACUUCACAACGUAGCAAGGGACCUCCUUUCAUUGUAGUGAUAAAUGGAUUUUUGGGGAGAUACAGUAUCUGUUGGGGACAUCGUUGUGGACAUGCUUAAAUGCAAAAUAUUUAUGAGAAGCUGAAAGAAUGAAAUACAAUGGAAGUGUGUAUGUAUUUGACCCCGUUAUUUCCUGUUGCUAAAUUGUUGGAGGCAUACUGUACCUCCCGCUUCGGUCCACUUCAAGGCUUAGACUACAGUUAACUUCCCUCCAUGAACAUAGUUGUGUAUAAUAUUGUACAAAAAUGAGUCUGAAAAAUAUUGCAUGAAUGUAAAUAGUAUCAAUAUUAAAGAUUUGCCUUCUUGACUGUCUACUAUGUGUACAGAAUAAAGAACAUGUUUAUAGAAUUAAAUAUAUAAAGAGAAAAAGUUGAUAUGCUAACAAUCAGAGUUGUACAUGAUGUUGUGUGUCUGGAACAAGCCAUUAAUGUAUAUUGGAGUAAUUAAAGGUUCUUGCACAAUGUAUGCAUCACAUACCAAAACAUUAAACAUAUAUAUUGUGCAUUUAACAAAUUUAAAUUGCAACAUGCUGACUUUUUUAGUUUUAAAUAAAAUUGUACUAUUGAA